AUGUACCCGACCCUGGGCAUGAACGCUUUGGGGAUGUACGGGAUAUGCUACCUUUGGUUCGUCUGCAUCCGGAGGCUCAAGUCCGUCCGCAAGCAGUUCAACGAGUACCAGACGAUGAAGCGCACGCUUCUCUACUUGACUUUGGCCCUCCUGAGCUACGCCCUCGUGGUUGUCGUGCUGCUCGCGGGCCAGCACGUGACCGUCAGGAGGGUCGCCAUUCUAUACCCCGUCAUCACAACGUACAUCCUGCUGUGGGGAUCCAUUCGCGAACCGUUCAUGAAGAAGAUUCUGGGAGAUGACGAGUACCUCUGGUCCUACACCAAGGGGUUCUCCGAGCUGCCGUCGCCGGCCCAGCUGAAGGCCAGCCUGGCGGAACAGCUUUCCGUGGAACAACUGCGGGACGAGUUCCGGCAGUACAUCAAGACCAAGGUGGCCCAGGAACUGAUAGACUUUUACCUGGACUCGCUAGACCGGGAAGAGGUAAUGGGUUUCUUCGAGAGACAGGCGGCGACCAUGCGUAUCGUGGAACGCUACAUUCGAGAGGACGCUCCUGAUCAGGUGAACAUCUCGGAAGAAUGCCGAGAGAAGAUUCUCGCGACGGACGUGACCGCGUACGACAUCUUUGACGAGGCUAGGGCGGAGGUCUUAGUGGUCAUGGAGACCAACUUCCAGAGGGAGUUCGUGACGACGGAGGGGUUCCGACGAAUCGCGGACGCCAGCGAGGUGGAGCACCGGGAGAUUCGCCUCCUCCGGGCCGGGGGGAUGCUGCCUUCCGCGUCGCCCAGCCCGGCGUCCCCGCUGUCCCCGGUGUCCCCCCUGCACCCGUCGCGCCUCCUGAGCGCGCUCAGGAGCCUUCCCCUGGUGAGGAGGCUGCGUUCGACCGCGCCUUCGUCGACGGCAGCGGCGGCGGAGGCGGCGGCGGCGGAAUACGGUGCCGCCGUGGUGCGUGAUACUGCGGCGGAUGGCGACGGCGGUGGUGGUGCUAGUACGGCUCGGUCUUCCCGCGUUGGCGUCGGCGGCGGAAACCUUGCAGGAGAAAAGCCCCCCCGUCGUUCUGGCGACGAUGCUGCGACGGGUUCUAAGUCAACCUCGCUCUUGGCCGUCCUCGAGAUGGGCGUGGUGGAGGAGGAGGAGGAGGAGGGGGAGGAGGAGGAGGAGGAGGAGCAGGCGUUUAACAACGAACUCCGAGACGGUUUCAUGACGCCCACCUACAGCGACGUCGGCGGCGCGCGCGGCGAUGGUCUCGGCCGUGCGGCCAUUUCGACGCCGUCACGGGGCGGCGGGUACACCACGGACGGGGGGGACGGACCCGACCCUCUGGGCGGUUUCGGCACUCCCGUGAACGAAGAUGAGGACGGAUUUCGGACGCCUGUGUCCCGGCACAGCCGAAUGUUGUAGGAGUGAAUGAGUUAGUGAUUCAAGAGGAAGACCCGGCUCACCGAGGAGCGAAACCGUUUGUGUUUGUUGUUUUGUAAUGUGGAGGAGGGAAAUGGCAACGACGAGGACGAUAGCGGCAGCGGCAACAUGGCGAUGUUUUUCCCGUCUGUUUCUGCUUCGGCGGCAACAUGAUGUUUUUUUUUUCAUUUUGCCUGAGCGUACGCUUGACCACCUUUGGUAGCGUGCGCUUGCUCUUCGAGCGCAGACGCCGUAGAACGACCCCAGUCCGCGACUGCUUGUAGAUACACUUUUCGGUUUCACUAUUAUAAUAGGUAUGUGUUGUUUAGAGGAAAAUGAGACAGGUGCGAAUUAAGCAGAGCGCCCGUGUUGAUCUGGGCGCGGAGGGGAGGUUCGAGAGCCGGGCAGUCUGGAGUGGAUUGGAGCGAUGGGGCACCAACAUCGAUUGCACGGAGCCCCCCCCCAUUUUUUUGUUGUUUAUCGAGGGCGCCCGAGAGGACGGACGCAUUCUCGUUUGGCCAGAGGUGAUUGAGGUGUGGG
Ectocarpus siliculosus is the source of this 1935-nucleotide messenger RNA. The record is from the annotation of a GenBank genome assembly. Lineage: Eukaryota; Phaeophyceae; Ectocarpales; Ectocarpaceae.